Molecule: messenger RNA, 453 nt
Organism: Saccharomycopsis crataegensis
Lineage: Eukaryota; Fungi; Ascomycota; Saccharomycetes; Ascoideales; Saccharomycopsidaceae
Exons: 1
Coding region: 1-453 (150 amino acids)
Source: RefSeq, a predicted model, not a curated record
AUGUCAUCUCUUGCUGCUGCUCCCGCUAUUGUUCUUAAUGCUGGUUUUAACUCCACCACUAAGGCAAGCAAUGUCAAAAGACAACAAUUCCUUCAAAUCCCAUUCAACAUUUUAGAGUUUCCAUUGGGUUUCUUGUCGUUGUUUAGUUAUCUCACUCUUUUGUUCUCAUUCCCUCCUUCAUCCAAAACCACCCUUUUCUUAUCUUCUAACCUUCCAUCUAAUAACACUUCUAAUAUUGGGAUCAACAGCUUUGUCUCCAAUGUGGAUACUGCCAAUAUGGGCAAAGUGAUGAGUGAAUUUGUAACAACACAAGCCAGCUCAGCGGUUUCAUUCUCCUUCGCAUACUCGCCAAAGGUGUUGAUGUUUAUAUUUUUCGCCAUGUUUUUUGGGUUCUUCUGGAGUGUGCACCAAUCCGCCAUUAGUCAACACCGUUAUUUGAUUCCAAAACUAUAA